GUAGGAUAUAUAACAGUGCUGGCUGUUCAUCAUGCUGCCUCUCUCGGUAGGAUGAAGGAAGAGCUAAAGAACAAUUAAUAGCGCUGAAAUUGCAGCCUUUAUCACCACCCCUUUCGUGAAAAGGGUCCUGCCUGUGAAACUAUGAAAAUGCAUCCUCCUGGGUUGCUGUUUUUCUUCAUAGCAGCAUGUUUCACUCCCACAGCUGAGUGCCAGAGUCGGAAGUUAAAAUCCAUGCAGUGCAACGUCAGGAUGACGUUUACCAUGAAUACAGCCUGUACUGUUUGUGCUGCAGCUCCCAAAAUGUUUUGUCCGAGAGGCUGGAUAAAGACCACCCAGGGAUUAGGAGUGAGGGACUGCAGAUACACUGUCAAGUUAGGAGAAAACACGCUUUCCCAGCCAGGGUGCCGUCACAUAUGUAAGAAGGAAAUUGAGGAGAAAAAGUGCUGCCCAGGAUUCUGGGGUACAGAGUGCUAUGAGUGCCCGGGUGGUUCUCAAAAUCCCUGCAGUGGCCAUGGGAUGUGCUUGGAUGGUAUACAGCGAAACGGGACCUGCAUCUGCAAGGAGCAAUUCAGUGGUUUUGCCUGCCAGAAUUGUCGAGAUGAAAAUCGUUUUGGCCCAGACUGUCAGUCAGCAUGUGACUGUGUGCAUGGGGAAUGCAACAGCGGUGUCACUGGAAACGGAAGCUGCACUUGCUAUGGAGGCUACACUGGCCCCAGAUGUGACCAAGAACUUCCCCUUUGCAAAGGCAUGAUGUGUGAGGCUGACAGCCAGUGUGUGGUAAAGCACGAGACAGCGAUGUGUGACUGCAAGCCGGGCUACAGAAAAAGUGGGAGCACUUGCCAAGUUGAGGAUCCCUGUGCUUCUUCACCAUGCUCCCCCUCAGCUGCAUGUAAGGUUCUUGGACCACGAAAGUAUGAAUGUACCUGCAAAGAAGGAUUUCAAGGAGAUGGGAAGAUAUGCCAGCCCAUAAACCCCUGUGUUGACAGCAAUGGAGGCUGCCCAGAAAACUCUACACUCUGUGUUUACAAACGUCCAGGGGAGGCAUCUUGUGUUUGCAAGCCUGGUAUGAGUAGGAUAAAUUCUUCAGCAGGCUGUUCUGUGUUUCCCAAUGACUGCCGGCCAUAUUUUUGCGACUUGACUUCCAAGUGUGAAAUUAAUUCCCACGGGAAUCCUAGCUGUGUCUGUAAAGAAGGGGAGAUUGGAGAUGGGAGAAGUUGCUAUAAAGAUCUCAUGAGUGAAAUAAAUCAACAGAAUUCGCGAGGAAGGUUUGUUAGGAGAUUAAACGUCGCCAAGAAAAUGUUUGCUUCUGGUUGUUCAAUGUUGCUGACUAAAUAUGGGCCUUUCACAGUCUUUGUACCGUCCCUCCUUCUGAUUCACGAUAAAAUGGAAUUCAAUGAUACUGUUGCAGAGCAUUUAUGCAGAAUACACAUUGUUCCUGGUCUGCAUUUGAUAGAAGACCUGAUAAAGACCAAGACUUUGUGGACCUUGUCCGGACACCAGCUGACCUUCAACAGCCAGAUAUACAGCAAAUCAUUUCGAUAUCAAGACCUGCCAGGGGAACUGUACAAUGUUUUGCAUUCGAACAUACCAGCGGCCAAUGGCAUUAUACAUAUUGUUAACACAAUAAGGAAAAAAACCAACGUUGACAACAUCGGAAACCCACAGAAAACCAUUGGUGAGAUCCUUGCUUCAAUGGAGAUCUUCAAUCGAUUUGAAACUAUACUGGAGAACUGUGGCCUGCCUGCAAUACUAGAUGGACCAGGCCCCUUUACUGUAUUUGUACCCAGCAAUGAUGGUGUGGAUAAGCUGAGAGAUGGAAGACUCAUUUAUCUUUUCACAGAGGGCAUAAAUAAACUUCAGGAACUUGUGAAACAUCAUAUCUACACUUCCGCAGCGGUGACUGUAGAGAAACUGAUAAUGAUGCCACACAUUUUUACUAUGGCUAACCAGAUAAUUACCAUCAACAUCAGUGCAGAUGGAAGAAUUCUGAUGGACGAAUCGGGGAUCCCCAUAAAUAUGAGAAACAUUGUGGCAUCAAACGGUAUCAUUCAUACUUUGGAUGGCAUCUUCAUCCCUCCUUCAAUAGUCCCCAUUUUGCCUCACAGAUGCAAUGAAGAACAGCAUAAAAUUGUGACAGGCUCUUGUGUGGGUUGUGAGGCCCUUAACAGCAGUGUUUGCCCACCUGGUAGCAGAGAAAUGGAACCAACACUCUUCCCAAAAGAAUGUGUCUACCUUCACGACCCAGAAGGUCUGAAUGUCCUGAAGAAGGGCUGUGCCAGGUACUGCAAUCAAACCGUCAUGAAACCUGGAUGCUGCAAAGGAUUCUUUGGUCCAGACUGCAUGCCAUGCCCAGGGGGAUUUUCCAGUCCUUGCUAUGGCCGGGGAAACUGCAGUGAUGGCAUACAGGGGACUGGCAACUGUCAGUGCUUUGAUGGUUUCAAAGGAAUAGCCUGCCACAUCUGUUCAAACCCGAACAAGCAUGGCGAGAACUGUGAUGAAGAUUGUGGCUGUGUCCAUGGCGUCUGUGACAACAGGCCUGGCAGUGGGGGCGUAUGUCAGUCCUGGUCCUGUAAGGAGGGCUAUACCGGGAAAUUCUGUGACAGGACAUCUAAGAACUGUGGCCCAAGUGGGCUGUCCCAGUACUGCCACCAGAACGCUGUCUGCAGCCUCAAUGACACGGCAAGAUGCAUCUGCAUGGAUGGAUAUGAAGGGGAUGGCUUUUCCUGCCAGCCCAUUGACCUGUGCAGUCAGCCAGAACGAGGAGGCUGUUCACAGAACGCUCUGUGUACCAGCACGGGCCCCGGCACUGCCGUCUGCCAGUGUAACAAGGGCUGGACAGGGGACGGGAAGGCCUGCGUGGCUAUAGACAACUGUAUGCUGGAGAGCAGAGGCGACUGUCACAUCAACGCCAACUGUGUUUAUAUUGGCCCUGGCCAGAGCAAGUGUGUGUGCAAGAGGGGUUACGCUGGUGACGGCCACAGUUGCGAUGCAAUCAACCCAUGCCUCAUGGACAACGGUGGCUGCCAUGACUUGGCUACGUGUGAACCCCUUGGAGGAGGGGAGAGGUCCUGCACUUGCCCUCAAGGCUACCUGGGGGAUGGCACGACAUGCUAUGGGGACAUUCUAAAAGAGCUGGCCAGGAGUUCGUACUUCGCAGGCUUCUAUGACUGGGUUAAGUGUGACUGCAAGAGCGGGAUGGCCGCUACAGCUGCCGGUUAUGUUUUGCGGUUUUGGUGUGGCACUGGCAUGUCUUAUUUGUUCAUCUUUGUGCUUUGGACAAACAAAAACUUGAGCAAGGCUGAGAAAGAUAUCUGGUUGACCCCUUAUAUGCUGCCAUUUUUAGUCAGGGCCCACUUUCUCGAAGGUGUCUUCACUGGUGAAGAGCUCAGGAAGUACAAGAGACCAGAAUUACCCACCCUCAGCCCACAGACCAAAUGGCAGAUAAACACCAAGAGUGACGUAUUAACCAUUCAGAACGCAAGUAUAGUGGUCAGUGACAUCCCUGCCAGCAACGGCAUUAUUCAUGUCCUUAGUAAGGUUUUGUUGCCUCCUGUAGAAGAUAUCCCACCGAGUCCCCCAGGUCUGCAGAAACAGCUUGACACAGUCACCUCAUUCAGCACAUUCAAAGAGUUGUUACAGCAAUACCAGCUCAUUGGAAAAAUUGAGUCCUCUGAAAAAUAUACAGUAUUUGUCCCUGGAAAUAAUUCCAUUGAGGAGUACUGCCGUGCUGCCAAUGUGACGCAAUUGGACAACGAGACAGUGCAGUACCACAUUGUACUGGGAGAGAAGCUCUUGCCUAGGGACUUGAGAAGUGGAAUCCAUAAGAACACCAUGUUAGGGUUCUCCUACUGGCUAAUGUUUUACCAAAACAGCACCCAGAAGUUCGUCAAUAAUGUUCCUUUGGACGGAAAAUUUUUUGAGACGAAGAAUGGCAUGUUAAUUGGGGUUUCACAGGUCCUCCAGAUACAGAAGAAUCGUUGCACUGCCAAUACCACCACCAUGCGAAAGUCAAGAUGUGGCAAGUGCGAGAAGGGGAUCAAGUGUCCUUCUGGAUCAGUUCUUGUGGAACUUCCAGGAAGCAAGAAUCUCCCGCACUGUGAAUUACGGUCUGGGCAUGCAACAACACUUGGCUGCUAUUUCACCUGUGCAAAAGUUUCUUUAAGGUCUGUCUGCUGUCCAGGUUACUACGGACAUAUGUGCGAGAUGUGCCCAGGGAAGCCAGGCCAAUGGUGCUCCGGGAACGGGGAAUGCCAGGAUGGCAUUGAGGGCAGCGGAGAGUGUCGAUGCCUGGAGGGUUUCCAUGGCACUGCCUGUGAAAUGUGCGAAGUGGGCCGAUACGGAGCUGACUGCAAAUCAGAAUGUGCCUGCGACAAUGGUAUAUGUAACGACGGACUGCAAGGAGAUGGGAGCUGCGAGUGUUUCCCAGGGUGGAAGGGCCCUACCUGCCAAGAAACAAUCGAGAUUGACUUAUGCAAUAACACUUGCCAUCAAAUGGCCAACUGCCUGAAUGGCUCAGCAGACACCUCACCUACUUGCUCGUGCUCUGCUGGAUACACAGGGAAUGGGACCCAUUGCACAGAAAUAGAUCCGUGCACUAUUGAUCACGGUGGCUGCUCCAUACAUGCUGUAUGUACUAAAGUGUCCCCAGGAGAGAGAACCUGUGUUUGUAAGGAAGGCUAUGCUGGAGAUGGGACACUCUGCCUGGAACUUGAUCCCUGUCUUGAAAGCAACGGGGGGUGCCACACCAAUGCUGAGUGCAUUAAAACAGGCCUGAAGAAGGUUGCCUGCAACUGUCUUCCGGGUUACAGUGGGGACGGUGUGAGCAGGUGCAAUCCCAUCAACUUGUGUGAACAGAACAAUGGAGGCUGCAGUCCCUUUGGCCUCUGCAAGUACACAGGACCUGGUACUCGCAACUGCUCCUGCUCUUGGCACAGUGUUGGAGAUGGCUUCACCUGCCAUGGCAAAGUGUAUCAGGAGCUCGCAAGGAUUGAAGGUGCCUCCAUGUUCUUUAAGAUGAUACUGGCGGAAAAGAUCAAGGAGCUCAGUGGGGCAGGGCCUUUCACUGUCUUUGUCCCACGGACAGAUUUCAUAGAAAACACCACAACGUUUGAAGAAUGGAAGAGCAGAGGCCUCCUCCAAGAGCUGCUUCGCUACCACAUGGUGGGUUGCCAGAAAUUGCUGUCCAGCGACCUGGAAGCCCAGGAGUCCCUUACAUCUUUAUCAGGCCAUAAAAUAAAGAUUGAGGUGAAAGAGAAUAGCAUCUAUCUCAAUGAGGAAGCUACAGUGGUUGCUGCUGACCUCAUUGGCAUGAAUGGGGUCAUCCAUUUCAUCAACAAGAUCCUCAUUCCAAGCGAGCUGGUGGACCAUAACAUUUCCUCAAAGAUCUCACAGCAAAAUAUCACAGAGGUGGCAGAGGCCUUUGGGUACAACAUUUAUAGCAAGCUGCUAAAGGACGCAGAGCUGCUGCCUCUGGUUAAUGACCCCCUGCAUAGACCCUUCACCAUGCUGUGGCCCACAGAUGCUGCAUUUAAUGCCCUCUCAGAGAAAAGGCAGCGGUGGCUGUACCGCAGAGAGCAUCGGGACGUACUAGCUUCCUACCUCAAAGCGCACAUGAUCAGGGACACAAAGAUUGUUGCUGGUAAUGUGCCCCAAGUCGAACGUGUAUGGACCAUGCAUGGCUCUUCUGUUUUGUUCAGCUGCAGCAAAACCCAAAUUGGAGAGCUUCUGGUGGGAAAUGGUGAUGCCGUGAUCAUCCAGAGGCACAUGGAGUUCAACGGGGGCAUUGCUUAUGGCAUCGAUAGGCUGUUGGAACCACCAGAUCUGGGAUCUCGGUGCAAUGAGUUCAUCUCUGUUGAGUUGCAGGGAUCUUCAGAGACCUGUGGACUUUGUGGUUUCGAGCCACCCUGCCCUGCCGGUUCAGUUCAACGGGGGGAAACCAAGAGCUGCUACUAUUACGGAAACCAGCUGUUCAGAAACACUUUUCUGUUUCAUCGCAACUCUUUAUUGCGGCCAUCCUGGCCGCCCUCCCCGUGGGACCGCUUCAGAAGGCGCUUCUCUUCCAGGGGACCUCUGAAACAAGGCUGCAAGAGGAGCUGUAUUUCCACCCAGUGGGUCCCUCAGUGCUGUGUGAACCACUAUGGCCGUGACUGUCGGGUGUGCCCCGGAGGGCUGGAGGCGCCAUGCAGUAACCGUGGUACCUGCGAUGACAAAAUUGGUGGCUCGGGGAGAUGCAACUGCAGCCAGGCUUUCAUUGGGACCAGCUGUGAGCUGUGUGCUCCAGGCAGAUAUGGGCCACACUGCAGAGAAUGUAACUGCACUGAAAAUGGUGUGUGCAAUGGAGGCCUGCAUGGCGAUGGAUCCUGCUUCUGUGCUGAAGGCUGGACUGGAGAACACUGUGAAAUCAAACUAGUCACGACGCCCAUUUGCUCUCCUCCAUGCCAUCCCCAAGCCACCUGCCGCUCUGGCAACCUGUGUGAAUGCAACCUACACUAUGAAGGAGAUGGGCGAAUGUGCUCAGUGAUUGACAUGUGCAGCCCAGACAAUGGGGGGUGUGCCAGGCAUGCACACUGCAUACAGGUUGGCGUCAACAUGUCCUGUACCUGUGCUCCUGGAUAUCAAGGCGACGGCUAUGUCUGUGACCCCAUAGACAGAUGCAUGGAUGGUAGGAAUGGGGACUGCAGUGAGCAUGCCAACUGCAUCAGCACUGGGCCAAAUGAGCGGCGCUGCGAGUGCAAACAGGGUUAUGUUGGCGAUGGGAUCCAGUGCCUAGAAGAGGCUGUGCCCCCCACGGAUCGGUGCCUGGAAGAGAAUGGGCAAUGCCAUCGGGAGGCGAUUUGCACUGACCUGCACUUUCAUGAUAAAACUGUGGGCGUAUUUCAUCUGCAGUCAUUCCGAAAAAAGUACGACUUCACUUACGAGCAGGCUCAGAAGGCCUGUGCAGCAGAAGGUGCUUCCCUGGCCACUUUCCGGCAGCUCUCAGCAGCACAACAGAUGGGUUUCCAUCUAUGCUUGGUGGGUUGGUUGGACAACGGCACAGCUGGAUACCCCACAGCCUACCCCAAUCCCAGCUGUGGAGCUAAUCGAGUAGGCAUUGUAGACUACGGCUCCCGAAGCAAUCUGAGUGAGACUUGGGAUGCAUUCUGCUAUCGGGAGAAAGAUGUGAUUUGCACCUGUCGUGAUGGGUUCGUGGGAGAUGGGUAUUUAUGCAGUGGCAAACUCCUGGAUGUGCUUGCGGACCAUGCUCGCUUCUCCACCUUCUAUUCCAUGCUGCUUGAUUUUGCCAAUGACACAGAAGAAGGACUGGCCUUUUUAAUGUAUUUGUCUGAUGACGCCGCUCUCAAAACUCUCUUUGCUCCUUUGAACUCUGGCUUCGCAGACAAUGAAACACUGACAGGAGAAGAACUGAAGCUCCAUGUGUCGUCCAGCGAUGUCAUGCUAUUCAGCUUCAAUCUCACUACAGGCACCAUCAUCCCUUCCCAGUCAGGAUACAGUCUCCAUGUCUCAGACCUCUUUGUGGGGAAUGGCACAGAGCACUCAGAUGCCAAGGGGAUCAAUGACACGAUGGUUGUGGAGUGGGACAUCAUAGCUUUCAACGGUAUCAUUCAUGCAAUUGCAGAACCACUGAGGAUCCCACCGCCACUAGUGCAUCUCAGUCAGGUGAACAGCAUAGCCCAGUCUUCAGGCUCCGUGGCCACAGGCACAUUGUUAGCGCUGUGCUUUGCUCUGGCGCUGGCUGCUGGGGCUGGUGUUGCCUAUUACUGCAUCAAAAGGCGACGUCGGGAUGAGCAGUUUGGGUAUGUUCAGGUAAGUGCAGACCGACAGCCGGGCAGUGGGUCAUGGGGAAGGGCACUAUCACGUCUGGAGCGAGGGCAGUAAGGGAAUUUAGGCAGG
Messenger RNA from Struthio camelus australis, 7890 nucleotides. Lineage: Eukaryota; Metazoa; Chordata; Aves; Struthioniformes; Struthionidae. The record is from RefSeq and is a predicted model, not a curated record.